This is a messenger RNA of Cyprinodon variegatus (sheepshead minnow), 2869 nucleotides long. It is a transcript of the gene msh2, whose product is annotated as mutS homolog 2. Gene Ontology annotation, cellular component: nucleus; MutSalpha complex. The transcript is spliced from 16 exons. The coding region runs from base 37 to 2850 and encodes 937 amino acids. The record is from RefSeq and is a predicted model, not a curated record. Gene Ontology annotation, biological process: mitotic recombination; somatic recombination of immunoglobulin genes involved in immune response; mismatch repair. Gene Ontology annotation, molecular function: mismatched DNA binding; ATP-dependent DNA damage sensor activity; ATP binding. NCBI's taxonomy places the organism in Eukaryota, Metazoa, Chordata, Actinopteri, Cyprinodontiformes, Cyprinodontidae.
CCUGUUUUGGCUCCUUCUGUGGCGGGAGAUUGCAGCAUGGCGGUGCAACCGAAGCAAAACCAGAACCUGUCUCUGGACAGCGCGGCCGAAACCGGCUUUCUGAAUUUCAUUUUUUCCAUGAAGGAGAAACCUGACACAACUUUCAGGAUAUUCGACCGAAACGACUACUACACCGUCCACGGAAAGGACGCCAUAUUUGCGGCCAAGGAGGUUUUUAAGACUAACGGAGUCAUCAAAUAUCUGGGUUCAGGGACUCGCAAGCUGGAGAGCGUGAUCCUGAGCAAGCUGAACUUUGAGGCCUUUGUGAAGGACCUGUUGUUGGUGAGGCAGUACAGAGUAGAGGUCUACAGGAAUCACAGCAAGAGCAGCAAGGAGCAUGACUGGAGGAUCGAGUACAAGGCCUCUCCUGGAAACCUGACCCAGUUCGAGGAUAUUCUGUUCGGUGGUGGAACCGGGGGGGAGGGCUGCGCGGGAGUGGUUGCCGUGCGCUUCGCGACGGGAGCCGAUGGCCAGCGAGUGGUCGGCGUCGGCUAUGUUGACGCGGCUCAGAGGACCAUGGGGGUGUGCGAGUUUCCAGACAAUGAGAUCUUCUCCAACCUGGAGUCCCUGCUUGUCCAGAUCAGUCCCAAAGAGUGUCUCCUGGCUCAGGGUGAAUGCAGCAGCGAUGUGAACAAGCUGCGGGAGGUGGUCCAACGUGGCGGUGUGCUGGUCUCCGACAGAAAGAGAGCUGAGUUUAACAGCAAGGAUAUCGUCCAGGACCUUAACAGGCUGCUGAGAUCUAAGAGGGGAGAUACUGUGGCGAGCAACACGCUGCCCGAACUGGACAAGCAGGUUGCCAUGUCUUGCUUGGCUGCGGUGGUGCGAUUCCUCGAGCUCCUCUCUGAUGAGUCCAACUUUAACUCCUUCAGCCUCACCACGCUGGAGCUGGGUCAGUACAUGCGGCUGGACAACGCCGCCGUCAGGGCUCUCAACCUUUUCCAGGGUUCGCCUGACGACACCAGUGGAGCGCAUUCAUUGGCUGGUUUGUUGAACAAGUGUCGUACGCCUCAGGGUCAGCGGCUGGUCAACCAGUGGAUCAAACAGCCACUUAUGGACAAAGCUAAGAUAGAGGAAAGACUAGACCUCGUGGAGAGUUUUGUGUGCGACUCAGAGCUGAGGCAGACUUGUCAGGAGGAUCUUCUGCGACGGUUCCCAGACCUUCACCGCCUGGCCAAAAAGUUUCACCGCCACACAGCCACACUGCAGGACUGCUAUCGCGUCUACCAGGCUGUGAGUCACAUUCCUGCUCUCGUCUCAGCCUUGGAGAGAUACUCAGGCAGCUACAAGGUGCUUCUCCUCGCCGUGUUCGCCUCGCCUCUCGCAGACCUGCAGACAGAUUUUAUCAAGUACCAGGAGAUGAUUGAAACCACUCUGGACAUGAAUCAGAUUGAGCACCACGAGUUCCUGGUUAAAGCCUCAUUUGAUCCUGUCCUGAGCGAGCUCAGAGAGAAGAUGGACGCACUGGAGAAAAGCAUGCAGGCUGUACUAAGCGGAGCAGCCAGAGAAUUAGGCCUGGAAGCUGGAAAGACCGUGAAGCUGGAGUCUAACGCUGUGCAUGGCUUCUACCUGAGAGUCACUUGCAAGGAAGAGAAGAGUCUAAGGAACAACAAGAAGUUCACCACCCUGGAUGUUCAGAAAAAUGGAGUUCGCUUCACAAACAGCAAGCUAAGCUCUCUGAAUGAGGAAUACACCAGGAGCAGAGAGGAGUACGAGGAGGCCCAGAACGCCAUUGUCAAAGAGAUCAUCAACAUCGCCUCAGGUUACGUGGAUCCUCUUCAAACGUUGAGUGACGUCAUCGCACAGCUGGACGCCGUGGUGAGCUUUGCCGUGGCCUCGGUGUCUGCUCCGGUGCCGUACGUGCGGCCCCGACUCCUGGAUGACGGCUGCAGGCGCCUGGAGCUGCUGCAGGCCAGACAUCCUUGCAUGGAGACAGAUGCAGAUACCGCUUUCAUACCCAAUGACAUCAUAUUCGUUCAGGGGGAGAAGAGCUUUUAUAUUAUAACAGGGCCAAAUAUGGGUGGAAAGUCUACCUUUAUCCGGCAGGUGGGUUUGAUCGCACUGAUGGCUCAGAUCGGCUGCUUUGUGCCAUGUGAGAAGGCGGAGCUCAGUGUGAUUGACAGCGUCCUGGCCAGAGUGGGAGCAGGAGACAGCCAGGUGAAGGGAGUGUCCACCUUCAUGUCUGAGAUGUUGGAAACUGCUGCCAUCCUGCGGUCUGCCACGGAAAACUCCCUCAUCAUUAUCGACGAGCUCGGCCGUGGAACCUCUACGUACGACGGCUUUGGGCUGGCCUGGGCCAUCAGUGAACACAUCGCCUCCAAAAUCGGCUGCUUCUGCCUCUUCGCAACGCACUUCCACGAGCUGACGGCCCUGGCAGCGCAGCAGCCGACCGUCCACAAUCUGCACGUCACCGCCCUGACGUCCCACAACACGCUAACAAUGCUCUACAGAGUCAAACCAGGUGUUUGUGACCAGAGUUUUGGGAUCCACGUUGCUGAGCUGGCUUGCUUCCCUCAGUCAGUGCUGGCGGUGGCAAGGGACAAGGCGGAGGAGCUGGAGGAGUUCCAGGAACCAGUAGGGGAUGAUCCAAACCAGGCGGAAGAGCCAGAGGCCAAGAGGAGACGAACUGAGAAGCAGGUGGGAGAAAAUCUGAUCCAGGACUUUCUGCUGAAGGUUAAGGCACUCCCUGUUGCUACCAUGUCUGAGGAGGAGGUGAAAGCGGAAAUCAAGAGAUUAAAGGAUGAUUUGGUGUCCAAAAACAACACGCACAUAACUGAGAUACUCGCUCGCUGCGCUCCUGUGAAAACUGCCUGAUUGUUCUUUUGUUUCUGUU